AUGACAGUAGACACGGCUGCUAUACCUGAAAAUAAGAAAACGAAUCCUGCCAUCACGAAACGAGAUCGACGUGACGUGAUACGGCAGAUCCGUGAAAUUACUGGUCUUGAGGAUGAUUUUAUAAAUCAAACAAUUGAAUUAUGCAAAGAUGAUACUGGACGAUAUUCACUUGAUCAAGUGAUUAAUUUAUUAUUUGACGAUACGCUUCGAAAUAGUCUUCAAUCAACAUCUCCACAAUCUACUAACGAUAAUAAUAACAAUAAUAAUAAUAGUAGUCAAUAUCAUCAUAAUCAAAAUACAUCUGCCCAAGCUCCUCUUGCUGCUGCUGCUGCUGCUUCAACCCCGAAAGCAUCUGAUCAAAAUCAUGGAGAUUCUAUCACAGAUGAUGUGAUUGAAAUAUCACCCGAACAUGAUAAUCAACAAUCAGUUGAUGAUGAUUUAGAACGUGCAUUACAAUUAUCACGUGAAACAGUCGAACAAAUCAUCGACGAAUCCGAUAUAGCUGAAAGAAAAUCACUUGAUGAGCCAGCUGGAUUGAAAAAUAUUGGAAAUACCUGUUGGUUUAAUUCAAUAGUUCAAGCAGUUUAUACAUUACCGUAUUUUCGUGAACUUAUAUUGAACUUUCGACAUGCAAUAACGAGUCGUGAAUUGAAUGAAAGUGAAAAACAAGCUAUUUGCUUUACUGAAGAAUUACGAAAUUUAUUUAUUUUAAUGUUAAAAUCACCGCGUCGUUCAAUCAAUCCUGAUCGUGCAAUAAAAAAAUUUAAAAACACACGAAAAUUAUCCGGAGCUGACUUUUCCCAUGAAGAUUGUUCAGAAUUUGCUACACAUCUAAUUGAUCUCAUUGAACUCGCAUAUGAAACAAUUGGAAAAAACUCAAUGAAUAUUGAUAAUACAACCAUAUCGACGAAUUUUAUUAAUCCUAUUAAUACAUUUGUUACAGGAGAAGUUAUUGUUGAAAGAAAUGAAAAUAAUUCGAUUCAUGAAGCAUUAAGACAAAUUAAUAUUCAAAUGAUUGAUUCAAGUAAUCUCUAUGAUGGUCUUGAAGCUCUUUGGCUUGGCUCAGCAGAUGAAAGUCUUUCAAGUCAACAAGCUAUUAUUGAACAAAGGUGGCUCACACGCCUACCGCCAGUUUUAUUUAUUUGUCUUAAUCGUUAUCGUUUUUCACAAGCAACAAAACAAGCAUCUAAAAUAAUCGCAUCGUUCGAAUUUUAUCCAGAACUUUAUCUUGAUCGUUAUAUGUUAAUUAAUAAAAAUCUUGUUCUAAAUAAAAGAAAUAUUGCUCGAAGACUUUAUGUUCAAUUGCACGAAUUGGAAAAAAAACUGAACAGUUACUUGAAACAUCCAUGUAAUAACGAAUCAUUUUCGCUUGCAAAUGCUAUUCGAGUUGUUUAUGAGUAUGCAACUGGUUGUCGACUUAAUCCAGCAAUACCUAGAAGAAGUGAUUCGACAUCAUUUGAUCAGGCAACAUUAAAUCGUUCGCGACAACAUACUACUAUACCGAUACAAGCAUCACAUGUAUCGAGUGAAGAACUUCAAUUUAUUCAAAAUACAUUGCCAGCAUGGUUAACUGAAAUUGAAGCUAAAUGUGCAAAUAUUCGUGAAGAAAUUCGACGUUUAAAAAGCGAACUAAAACAAUUAUAUAAUGAAUCUCAAUUGAAACAAGUUCGAUAUACAUUGCAUGCUGUUUGUGUUCAUGAAGGCAGUGCAACACUUGGACAUUUUUGGACCUAUGUUUAUCAUAAAGAUCGACACAAAUGGUAUCGAUAUAAUGAUAAUGAAGUAACUGAAAGUAAAUGGAGUGAUGUAUUCGAAGAUGCUAUAGGUGGUCAACGAACAUCUAAUGAUCGCGAAGCACCACGUGCACCUAGUGCUUAUUUAUUAGUUUAUAUCAAUGCAGAACAGAAAUCUGUAUCUAAUGGUGCUUAUUCUGAAUUGACCACUGAUAUUCAACGAGUUCUAGAUGAUGAUUUAAAUCUAUUACAACAACAAAUAGAAACUGUUAAACUCGAUAAAAUUUAUAAUGAUCUUAAAACACAAUGUGACCGUAUUGAAAAUUCUCAACCAAUACAUAAAGUUUUGAAUCUUCCAUUUUUCUCUGGACCAACUCCUCCUUGCGAUUCGGAAAUAGUUAAACAAGUGAUUGAUUCAACAAUUCGGGUUUUAAAGGCCCAUGAAACAAAAGUUCUUUCAAAUGAUCUGAAUGGUUUACUCCAAGAAAUUGUUGAUAAAGAAAUAAGAAAUUAUUCACCAACAGCUAAUAUUAUCACGUCAACAUUACCACACAACGAGUAUCGUUUACAACAUGUUCUUUCAUAUUUUUCAGUCAAUCGCAUUGAAAUGAUCUAUCGACAACGUGUUAUGUAUGAUAUUAUACGUCUUUUACCUGUUUCAAACGAUGAUAUCCGAUUGAAAGUAUUCAAAUUACAGGCGACAAUUAUUUGUAAUAGUAUGAAAAUGUCAAACGAUGAAGUGCAAGAAUAUCAAAAAAUAUUAGGCGAUUAUAAAGAUUUUCGAUCUGUUAUUGCUGCUUUUCUUGUCGGUUAUCAAUUAAUGAACGAAAAUAAAUUUGAUGAAGCCAUAACAUAUUUUUGUGUUGCUUGUGAAUAUAAUUUACGUCUGUCAAAACAAAAUCUAUUGCCAAUGCGUGCUAUGGAUAAUCAUGUUUUAUUCAAAACACGAAGAUUAUGUUUUGAAAAAUGGAACGAUCUUGUAUUAAAUCGUUUUAAAACUAUUCCGGAUUAUCGUCUAGAUAUAAUGAUACAUCAAUUUCUUCCAUGUUUAAUGCAGCUUAAACUCAGUUCUGACGAUGAUCGAGUAUAUAUAUCAGAAAUUCAACGUAUUUGGUGUUUAUUACUCGAUAAACUUGAACAUAACGAACAUUCAAUUUUACUUGAAGAAUUUCUUCAACGUUUACUUGAGCAACCAGUUGGUCAACAUUAUCAUUCUGUCUCAAUAAAUAAACAUCAAUUACUUGAACGAUAUGAAGAAACUAUUCAAGAUAUAAUUCAUCGAUAUCCAUCAUUUUUUACUCAUAAGACUGAGCAACAAUCUCCUAUACGAUCAAAUCGUACUACAAAUUUAAUUGGAUCUAUUCCAAUUCCGAUUGUCAUAUCUCAACAACAACAACAGCAGCAGCAACAACAACAACAGCAACAACAACAUAGAUCUGUUCACCAACAUCGAUCAAACAAACGUGGAUCAUCACCAAUGCAGCAAGAUGAUGAUGAACACGACUCACGACCCCCACCUUCGUCUUCAUAG
Molecule: messenger RNA, 3264 nt
Organism: Rotaria socialis
Lineage: Eukaryota; Metazoa; Rotifera; Eurotatoria; Philodinida; Philodinidae
Source: the annotation of a GenBank genome assembly